CAGGAAACACUCACUCUGCAUUUGCUCAAGGGCACGUCAACGGCUCCAAACCCUCAACAGUCUGCUCCAGCACAGACAUGUCCUCCACCAGUGAAAGGAGCUCUGAGGAGACGUUCCUAUGCUCCAUCUGUCUGGAGGUGUUCUCUGAGCCAGUGUCCACUCCAUGUGGACACAACUUCUGCCGACGCUGCAUCUCUCAGGUCUGGGACACUGAUGGGCCCUGCACAUGUCCUCUGUGUAAAGAGGUGUUCCACAGCAGACCACAGCUCAAGGUCAACACGCUCCUGAAGGAGGUGGUUUCAGGGUGUAACCUGGACAAGAACAAGAGCAAAUCUAUGGAUGAGAACCUCGUCUUUAAAGAGGUCCAGUGUGACGUGUGCUCUGAGCCCAAGCUGAAGGCCCUCAAGUCCUGCCUGGUGUGUCUGUCCUCCUUCUGUGAGAGCCACCUCCAGCCUCAUCUCACAGUCUCUGGGCUGAAAAGACACCAGCUGAUGGAGCCUGUGGAGAACCUGGAAGACAGAAUGUGUCCCACACACCAGCGCCCCCUGGAGCUCUACUGUGCCACUGAUGAGAAGUGCAUUUGUGUGAUGUGCUCUGUUCUGGAGCACAAGAACCAUGAGCUGUUGUCUCUGGAGGAGGCGUGUGAGCGCAGGAGGUCCUCUCAGCUGCAGACUCAGCAGAGGAGGCAGAAGAUCCAGGAGAUCCAGAGCCUCCUGGAGCUGAGUGAGACAGAGGCCCUCAGAGAGAGGGCUGUGGGGCUGCAGGCCUUCACUGCUCUCAUGCAGUCUGUUCAGAGGCGUAUGGACCUCUUCUUAGAGGAGCUCCAGGAGAAGCAGAGCCGGAGCCACAGACAAGCCCAGGAUCUGGUGCAGCGGCUGGAGCAGGAGAUCUGUGAUCUGGAGCAGAGCGGCGCUGAGGCCGAACGUCUCUCACGCUCUCUUGACCCCCUCCACUUUCUACAGCGCUGCCCUGCACUCACGCCCCCUGCUGGGCUUAAGAAGUGGAGCAGCGUGAGCUUUGAGCUGGAGACGUAUGAGGGCAGUGUGACCCGAGCACUGUAUGAGCUGGAGAACAGUCUCUCUCAGGAGUUUAACAAACACUUUCAAGAACUGGCCUCAGAGUUUAACAAAGCUGAGCUGAGGAGAGUGCAGCAGUAUGCGGUGGAGGUGACUCUGGAUCCAGACACGGCUCAGCCUAAUCUCGCUCUGUCUGAAGAUCUCAAACAGGUUCAUCUCACUGAUGUGAAGAAGCAGCUCCCAGAUUCUCCUCUGAGGUUUUAUCAAAGUCCUUGUGUUUUAGGAAAACAGAGUUUCUCUUCAGGCAGUUUUUACUUUGAGGUUCAGGUCAAAGGGAAAACAGAGUGGGAUUUAGGAGUGGCCCAAGAGUCCAUCAACAGGAAGGGAAAGAUCACUGCAGCACCUGAAUAUGGACUGUGGGCCAUCGCCUUAAGAAACAAAGAUGAGUACAUCGCUGGUACUUCUCCUCCUAUCCCUCUGUUUCCUCAGAGAGCUCCUCAGAAGGUGGGGGUGUUUGUGGACUAUGAAAAGGGUCUGGUCUCCUUUUAUGAUCCCUAUUCUGCAGAUCUCCUAUUCUCCUUCACAAACUGCUGCUUCAGGGAGAAGCUGUUUCCAUAUUUCGGUCCAUGUUUGAAUAAAGGAGGAUCAAACUCUGCUCCUCUGGUCCUCACUGCAGUGGAGACUUUGAGCAGUGACAAAGUACAAAAGUAAAAGUAAUGCACUUCAAGAGGAGUAUUACAC
Molecule: messenger RNA, 1757 nt
Organism: Periophthalmus magnuspinnatus
Lineage: Eukaryota; Metazoa; Chordata; Actinopteri; Gobiiformes; Gobiidae
Product: E3 ubiquitin-protein ligase TRIM21-like
Exons: 2
Coding region: 78-1727 (549 amino acids)
Biological process (GO): protein ubiquitination
Molecular function (GO): protein binding; ubiquitin-protein transferase activity; zinc ion binding
Source: RefSeq, a predicted model, not a curated record